GGCAAAAGGAGAAGAAGUUUGUGAAAAGAGAAAUAUAUAUAUUCAUUUUAAGACGAUAAAACCAAGAGAUUGAAGGCAUGAGAAGAGAAGUGAGUUAAACUAGCUGAGGUAAUGUCUUGUUUGCUCAGCUGUCAUGACCCCAUAAGAGGAAUAGUCCCAUUUUCUGUACACAAAAACAGGAAGCAACCCUCUUCUCCUUUCCAGAUCAGAUGACAAAAAAGAGGCAAAAAGGAAGAGAGAGUGAAUCAGGCCUGAAGAGGAGUUUGAGACAUGUCAAAGCAAACUACAACAACCAUAGUUGGAGGUGCUGCAGGGGCAAUAGCAUUCAUAGUAGUGGUCAUAGGACUUGUUUGGUUCUGCAAGUUUCACUGGCAAAAGUUUACAAACAAGAACUCAGACACAGGUUCAUCAGAUCCAUCUGCACUGGUGGAAUGGAAUAGAAGGGGAGAGAGCUCAUCAGGUGUGGAGCAUCUGUCUCCAUUUGGACCAGUUGGAGCAAGGCAGUUCACAAUGGAGGAGUUGGAACAAGCUACAAAACACUUCAAUGAAAGCAACCUCAUUGGUUAUGGAAGUUUUGGCACUGUGUAUAAAGGUUUUCUCCAUGAUGGGUCUGUUGUGGCUAUCAAAAGGCGUGCAGGUUCGCAUAGACAAGAAUUUGCUGUCGAGGCAGCUUCAUUUUCAGAGAUUCGUCAUCGAAAUUUAGUUACUCCACUCGGCUACUGCCAGGAAAGUGGAUCCCAGAUGUUGGUUUUUGAAUAUUUGCCAAAUGGCAGUGUGUGUAAUCACUUGUAUGAUACUGGAAAAGAUCCACCAACUAGACUAGAAUUCAAGCAAAGACUAUCCAUUGCUCUAGGAGCAGCUAAAGGUUUAUGCCACUUGCAUAGCCUAAGGCCUCCAAUGGUGCAUAAGAGCUUCAAGACAGCCAAUGUUCUAGUUGAUGAGAAUUUCAUUGCCAAGGUUGCAGAUGCAGGAGUGGCAAAGCUGCUUGAAAAGAUCGAAGAAGCAGGUCCAUCCCGCUUGUCUAGUGUCAAUGUUUUCCAAGAUCCAGAGAUAGGAACAACAUCUGAGGCUGCAUCUCAAAUGAGUGACGUGUACAGCUUUGGAGUGUUUCUUCUGGAGCUUGUGACUGGACAAGAGGCCUUGCGCAAUGACAUAUUAGGAUCCAAUGAAAGCUUAGUUCAAUGGGUGGAAUCAAGAUUGAGUAUAAAUAAUUUUGUGGACCACCGUCUGGCCGGAAGCUUCACACUAGAGGCAAUGAGGGAUUUGAUCAAGUUGACUCUACACUGUAUGAGUUUUCCAGGAAAAAGGCGGCCAAAGAUGGAAAGAGUUGUGGCUGAACUAGAAAGAAUUCAAGAGAAAGAGAUGGCACUAACAACAGUCAUGGGGGAAGGCACUACCACAACAAUCACACUAGGAAGUCAACUAUUUAGUUGAAAAAUGAAGCCUAUAAAUCAAUAAAAAAAGAGAAGAGAAGCAAAGUUGCUGGUGGGGUUGCUCAUAAUGCUUGUGCUAAACUUAAAAGUUUACCACAAGAAUAAUCAAACAACUUGGGCUGGGGUAGAAAAUUGUUUUUGGGGACGGGAAGACAUAAAGUGAAGCUGAUUAUUUUAUAUAGAAUUAUAUGAAUUGUUCAAAAUCACAACAAAGUAAAAAAAAUUAGCAGCCAUUUGAUAAAGAAAGUUUGCAUAGUACCACUGUAGUAGCUUUGUCUGUAAUUCAUUAAAUUGAAAUAUAUGUCAUUGUUUGGCACUACUGAGACAGUCAGUCACAAGACUCAAAAUUAAUAAUAUUCAUAACAUUUGGAUCUUGUGUUGGUAA
Molecule: messenger RNA, 1818 nt
Organism: Humulus lupulus (European hop)
Lineage: Eukaryota; Viridiplantae; Streptophyta; Magnoliopsida; Rosales; Cannabaceae
Product: proline-rich receptor-like protein kinase PERK3
Exons: 8
Coding region: 271-1434 (387 amino acids)
Biological process (GO): protein phosphorylation
Molecular function (GO): ATP binding; protein kinase activity
Source: RefSeq, a predicted model, not a curated record